Penicillium cosmopolitanum is the source of this 795-nucleotide messenger RNA. RefSeq names its product alpha/beta hydrolase. The transcript is spliced from 2 exons. Bases 1 to 795 code for a protein of 264 amino acids. Lineage: Eukaryota; Fungi; Ascomycota; Eurotiomycetes; Eurotiales; Aspergillaceae. The record is from RefSeq and is a predicted model, not a curated record.
AUGACCAAACCAGCUAUCGUCAUUGUGCCUGGUGCAUGGCACAGACCUCAGCACUAUCACUAUGUCAUCGAUGGACUCAAAAGGCUGGGAUAUGAAGCAGAAGGCGUGGACCUCCCUUCUAUCGACUCGAGUCCGCCACAUUCGACUUGGGAAAAAGAUGCCGAAGAAGUCCGUCGUGUCAUCUUGAAGUAUCUUGAUGCUGGCAAGGACGUCAUUACAGUCGCUCAUUCAUUUGGCGGGAUUGCCAUGGCUGAAGCCGCGAAAGGGCUUGGGAAGGCCGACCGGGAGAAGCAAUGCCUCGAAUCUUCAGUUCGUCACCUGAUCUACAUGUGUGCGAUGGCUUUACCAAAAGGACAAAGCUAUGCAGGCCAGAUGGUACCAGCGACCCCCGAAGAAGAGGAGUUGGACAAACAGCGAAAGGAGCUGCAAGAAAAACAUGGCGGGAUUCAAAUUCAAGCGGAUGGAUCGAUGGUACUCGAUGGAGAUGUCUGCAGCCUUGCGCUGUACAACGACUGCGAUCCUGGAGACGUGAAAGAAGCAAUCUCUCUGCUGGGAUCAUUUCCGCUUGCCCCAUUAGCUGUUCCAGUCACCUACACGGCUUAUCUUGAGAUUGCGAGCACGUACAUUGUGUGCCAGAAGGACCAGGCUUUGCCGGCUUGUGUACAAGAGAGAAUCGUAGCACAGGGAAACGGCGCAUUUCAUGUUGAGCGAUGCGAUGAAGGUCAUUCACCAUUCCUGAGCAACCCAAGCUAUAUUGUGGACUGUGUCCGAAGAGCGGCGGGCGAGGUCAUUUAG